This is a messenger RNA of Exophiala bonariae, 1944 nucleotides long. RefSeq lists its product as uncharacterized. The coding region runs from base 1 to 1944 and encodes 647 amino acids. The record is from RefSeq and is a predicted model, not a curated record. NCBI's taxonomy places the organism in Eukaryota, Fungi, Ascomycota, Eurotiomycetes, Chaetothyriales, Herpotrichiellaceae. The transcript is spliced from 3 exons.
AUGGCCACCACAGACCUCAACACUGGCUUAUUAUCUUUGUACUCAGAUGUAGCAAGACCAAUUGAAUCUCUCUCGGGCAGUGAUCUCGCAGAGGAAGCCUUCAAUGAAGCUCUGAAGACCUUCAAUGACGUGAUGACUCGGGAUCCCUCGAAGAAAGCAUGGCUUCAGAGCUUACAAUGCUCGAGGAUAGAGGAUGUGCAGCUUGCAGCAUCCUCUGCGAGGAGCAGAUACGAGCGGGGUCGAGGCAAUAGUAAAGUUCGCAACUGCCUCGCAAGUUUCUCCCAGAAGGUUCUCCAUUACGGAAAAGUCCUCGACGUCUUUGUGCAGCACCAUCCUGAAUAUGUGUCUCUGGUAUGGGGAUCAAUGAGAAUUCUUUUCAUGGGUGUUGCAGAACAAGAGAACUUACUAGUCACAAUUACUGAGGGUCUCAAUCAAAUUUCCGAUUCCUUGCCACGUGCUGAGAUCUCGGCAAGACUCUACCCUAUUCCUCGUAUAAAGACAGCCCUCUCAAAGCUAUACGCAAUAGUCAUCAAGUUCCUGAUCCGUGCUGUCAACUGGUAUAGUGAGGGAAAGCUGGUGCACACUUAUCACGCGAUCACCAGGCCUGCAGCACUGAGAUAUGAUGGCUUAAUCAAACAGAUUCGCGAAAUCUCAGACGAGAUAUAUGAGAUAGCGACUUCAGGCAGUCAUGCUGCGCUACGAGACAUGCACCUUAAGGUCAGAUCUAUGGACAAGGAUCUCAAAGCCGUGCGCGCGAUUCUUUCCCAAUUUCAACAGCUUGUUGCGAACGGACAGGCUAUCAACAAGUCCACACGAUCCGAGAUCAAUCUUCUAAGCAGUGAGGUCAAGAAAAUUCUUGAGUGCGUUUCCCAAGCUCAACAAACCGCUGUAGAUGGUCGUCCGGACGAUACUGCCAUUACAGCUGAGUUGGGACUUUUGAGGGGUGAGGUUCGUUCCAUCAGCGAAGUUCUGUCUCAAGUUCAAAGCCUCGCGGUCAGCGAGCACAUGAUCAAUAACACCUUCCGAGCCACGACCGAGCAAUCUUUCUACAAGCUGAAGAUCUCGCAAGUUUUCGCUGUUCUUACAAACGGUCAAUCGCUCGAUCCACAGGGUACUUUGAUAACCUCUCGCUUGCUGCGGGACAGGCGCCGCCGAGGUCCAAAAUCAGCUAAUCAGCCAAUCUCACAUGACCAUACUCUGCAGCAAUGGAACGACCAACAACAAUCGGCGAUGGUGAUACUCCGCGGUGCACCGAGUACACGACUUGACAUCAAGGAUUUCUGUGUUGACGUUGUCGAGUAUCUGCGAAGAACCGAAAUAGCUGUGCUUUGGGCCUUGAAGGGCCUCGACUCCACGUCGGCCAGCAACAUGACCGAGAUUGACAUCUUGAAGAACCUUAUUCACCAAGCUCUCCAAAUCCGCAGCGCGAAGCAAAGCACCGGAGUCGAUACCUUGGUGGCACAGCAGCUGCCUAACUUCUUGAAUGCCAGCUCCAAGGAAGACUGGUUAACCAUGCUAAAAGGCGCGCUGAGCACCUUCGCAGCAGUUUAUAUUGUUGUCGACACCAAGGUCAUCUCUCCAUCAGAUCCGAAGUCGUCCACGGUCCCAGACAUGGCUGGUGAGCUAAUAAACACUUUCCUACGGCUCAGCGAACGCUUUUCUAGCAUGAAAUGCGAAGGCAAUGCAACGAGCAUCGUAAAAGUUGUGGUCGCGCAUUACGGCGCAGCCAUCCCAGUGCUUGAUCUUUCAAAGGCGACUUUGCCGCAUUUUGUCGUCCAGGUCGGCCGAAACAAUCACAGACAGACGCGAGCAACGAAGAGACCCCCAAGACCGCAGGAUGCUGCAUUUGUGAACUCCUCAUCAACGAGGACAGAGGGGCUGUUCUCCUCAGCGAGUAGCAGCGGCGGCAUACCACGGCGAUCAAAGAAGAAGAACCGGUCAUGA